Molecule: messenger RNA, 1473 nt
Organism: Ixodes scapularis (black-legged tick)
Lineage: Eukaryota; Metazoa; Arthropoda; Arachnida; Ixodida; Ixodidae
Exons: 7
Coding region: 1-1473 (490 amino acids)
Source: RefSeq, a predicted model, not a curated record
AUGAGCGAUGAGGAGAGCGACUCUGAGGACAUGUACAGCGAUGCCCUGGACACCAGCUAUCGGCCGAAGGAUUCGAUCGACUCGGAUGAGGAACUGGAUUCUCCAGACACCAGUCCCUGGAACGACUCCGAGACCUCGGAUGAAGAAGGACCUGAUGCAGAGUGCAGCACCUCUGCCACGACCACCAACCCCGUGAAAGAAAGGAAGUUCAUCGUCUGCGCUUCAAUGCUCCUGCAGUUGUUUUCGGUCUGUAGGGAAUGCUUGGCUCCUACACAUACAAGUUUGAAGGAGCGGGGGACCUUGCUGCAUGCCGUGAAUGUGUGUGUAAGGGGCCACAAGACUGUCUGGGAAAGCCAGCCCAGGAUUAAUGGGAAGGCAUUGAUGAAUCUUCUCCUACCCGCCGCCAUUACAUUCUCUGGGGCCAGUCCUAUACGAGUUAUUCGUCUCCUGAGCUCUGUAGGUGUUGCCGUUCUUCAAAAGAGCCAACUCUUCCUGAUUCAAGGCUGUCUGGUGUUUCCUGCCGCUGCAAAGGUAUGGAAAGAAGAGCAGACCACCCUCCUUACAGCGAUGCGUGGCAGCAAGCUUCACCUGGCAGGCGACGGCCGUGCCGAUUCUCCCGGCUACUCGGCGAAGUAUGGCACGUACACGCUGCUGGAAACAAACAUCAACAAAAUCCUACACUUCGAGGUUAUCCAGUCAACAGAAGUCAAGUCCAGCAACAACAUGGAAACCGAGGGCCUCAAACGUUCCUUCGACCAUCUCCAGGGCUGGGGGUUCUGCCCGCAUGUGCUCGUCACGGACCGCCACUUUGGGGUGAACGCCCUGAUGAAGAGCAACUACCCCAACACCAAGCACCGUUUCGAUGCAUGGCAUGUUGCCAAAGGCAUCGGGAGCAAGCUGGCCCUCGCGGGGAAAACAAAGCGCAACAGCCUGCUAAACAAGUGGGUCAAGACUGUCCGGGCACACGUUUACUGGUGUGCCCAAACCAGUGAUGACAAUGGUGCACUGGUGCUGGCCAAGUGGAUGUCCUUGAUGCGCCAUGUGGACAAUGUGCACCAGCAUCCCGACCCGCUCUACCCUGCUUGCACGCAUGCCCCAAUCGUUGAAGAACGCUGGUGGCUUCUUAAGGGAACUGAGCCGUACGACGCCCUCGAAAAGGUGGUAAUGUCACGACAGCUGCUGAAGGACAUUCCUAAGCUGUCUGGAGAUGGCCAGACGUACCGGCUCGAGUCCUUUCACAGCCUGCUGCUACGAUUUACCCCGAAGUCGAGCCACUUCAGUCUGGUGGGCAUGGAGGCACGGACUGCCAUUGCUGUCCUUCAUUACAACGCCAACUCGGAUCGAAAGCAGGCCACAACCAAGGAUGGCAAGGACUGCUUUGUCCUGAAAUUCCCUAAGGCGAGGAAAGGCGAGUGGGUCGUCAACCGAAAAAUGGAGCCUGCGUCCUACGGUAAAUGCAAACGUUUUUAUUGA